This is a messenger RNA of Plutella xylostella (diamondback moth), 1145 nucleotides long. Its product is annotated as trypsin CFT-1. Gene Ontology annotation, biological process: proteolysis. Lineage: Eukaryota; Metazoa; Arthropoda; Insecta; Lepidoptera; Plutellidae. Gene Ontology annotation, molecular function: serine-type endopeptidase activity. The record is from RefSeq and is a predicted model, not a curated record.
GAGGGAUUAUUGCCUUUGUAAUCAUGUAGAUUAUCUUUAUUCAGUAGCGGGGUAUAAAACUAAUUGGUGUAAACAUCCUGUAAUAGAUUGAAGGUAUUUUUCUUCAGAAAUGCGUGUGCUUUAUGCGUUUGUGUUGUGUGUGGCGGCUGCGGCUGCGGUCCCAGCGCCGUCACCACCUCAGUCCCGCAUCGUGGGCGGGUCUACCACCACCAUCUCGCGGUACCCGUAUGGAGCGGCCACCUUGUACUCGUGGGACGGCUCCAGCUACUGGCAGGGCUGCGGGGGCGCCGUGCUCACCCCCACCGCCAUACUGUCCGCCGCGCAUUGCUACUACUUCCUGCCUGGAAACGGCGUCAUAACCCCCUCAAGAUGGCGCGUCCGGGUCGGCUCCACCUACGCCAACAGUGGCGGCUCAGUCUUCACCCUUCGCUCCAUCAUCAUGCACCCCAACUAUGACAGCUACAGCAACGACUUCGACUUCGCAAUCCUGAGGACCGUCUACGGGAUCCCGCUGACGAAUAUAGUUCAGCAAGUGGCCAUUGCUUCCCCGACUUACAACCUGCCUGACAACUCGCCUGUCUGGGCUAUCGGAUGGGGGUUGACUGCUUACCAAGGCCAGGCCUCCGAGCAACUGAAACACGUGGAAGUGUGGACCUUCAACCAGAACACCUGCAGAAACCGUCUGGCUCAGCUCGGCUAUGCACUCACUGACAACAUGCUGUGCUCUGGCUGGCUCGACGUGGGCGGCCGUGGCCAGUGCAACGGGGACUCUGGGAGCCCUCUGAUCCACUACAACCAGCAGGGUCAGGCUGUGGUGGUCGGUGUGACCUCUUGGGGCAUUGACUGUGCUACCGCCGCCUAUGGCAGUGUCAGCGCGAGGGUGUCUAGGGUAUCUGUCUGGAUCCAGCAGAACGCAGCUUAGGCUGUGUCUAGAAAUCUACACCCGUAUGUUUUCGGUUGAGUGGAUGACGUCAUUACGCUUACUAAGCGUAUUUUACUGUCACUAAUACGGACGGGUUGUAAAGCUGAAUUUUAUGGUUUGUGAUUUGAGUGUUUAUUUAUUUUAUCUUUCUGUUAAUUAAUUUAUAACUGAACAUGUGUAAGCGUAUCAUGAAUAUCGAAAAAUAAAUUAAUUAUUAUCAGUA